AUGAAAUUCACGCAAGAAGUUGUCAAUUACCUUCGGGAAGUCCGUGAAGGGAGUGGAGAGGGGAGAGAGGUGCGAAGAGACCCAGCGGGCAGGCAGCUUAAGGACCCCCGAUCUAGAGUAUUACCGACCUAUAAGCCUGUUAUCAGUCAGUUACACUCACCUCCUCAACAUUGGUUUUCAAAUGAUGUUAACAAAAGAUUAAAGUUUGAAUGUUUGAAAUUCGAAACCAAAGUCAGAUUUCUGACUAAUGGAUCAGGAACAUGGACUGCAACCAAAUUACUUGAGAGGAAACUAUUAAGUGCUCAGAGACGGAUGAACUUGACAACUCUUGACAGGAUCCUCCGCCUCCCAGGCAGACCAAAAUGUCCUGCAACUGAUAACUGGCAACCUUGUGAUUGGAUGACAGACUAUAUAAACCCAGGGAACCCGCUGGAGGUCCUGAAGUCUCGCCCGCUCCGCCCAACGAUGAAAACCCUUCUAUUAGCCUCUCUCCUGGUGCUAGCAUCAGGUGCCAAAUUAGGUAACCUUGUUGGCUCGGAUGCUAGGGAACAGCUCUUUGAACGCACCCCAAACAACAACCUCAUCCAGAUCAAGUAUGGAGCCACUCAAGGAACUUCCUUCUCAAACAGUCAGCUGAGCUCAGGUCUUACUAGUGGUCAACAGUCUUUCUCCAGCAGUCAGCAGGGCUCCAAUUUCCAAAGAGGCCAGCAGAGCUCCUCUUUCUCCAACAAUCAGCAAGAAGUUGGUUUCUCUGGCAGCCAACAGGGAUCUAAUUUCCCUAGCUUUCUAAGUGCUCAGCAAGGAUCUAGUUUCCCAAGCAGUCAGCAGGGCUCUAGUUUCUCAAGCAGUCAAAGAGGAUCUAGUGCUUUCGGCAGUCAACAAGGAUCCAGUUUCUCAAACAAUCAACAGGGGUCCAGCUCUCUCAGCUUCCCUGGCUCUCAGCCGAGUUCCAGCUUUACUGCAGGUCUGAGAGGAUCUAGUUCCGGCAAUGGACAACAAUCCAGCUUUUUCAGCAGCCAAAGUGGAUCCAGUUUCCCAAGUACUCAGCAGGGCUCCAGUUUCUUCAGUAGUCAACGAGGAUCUGGGGUCUCCAAUAGACAACGUGGUACCAGUUUCCCCAACACUCCGCAGAGUUCUAGCUUCUCCAGCAGUCAGCAAGACUCCAACGUCUUUAGCAGUCAAAGAGGAUCAAAUUUCCCAAACACCCAAAGAAGUUCCACCUUCUCCAGUGGGCAAAGCAACAAUGCAAAUCAGUUCUCCAGCCAAAACAACAGGCAGACACAGUAUUCCAGCAAUAACAAUGCUGGCCGAGUUCAAUACAGUUUUAACAAUUACCGUUUCUCAAAUCCCAACCUCGUGGAUGUGAAGAGAGUUGAACUUCCAGCCAGCCGUGGAUCAUCUGGCUUCCAGGCUAACCGUGGAAGCUCCAGUUUUCAGUCCAGCCAGAACAGAGGAAGUUCCUUCCAGUCUGGCCAGAACAGAGGAAGUUCCUUCCAGUCUGGCCAGAACAGAGGAAGUUCCUUCCAGUCUAGCCAGAACAGAGGAAUUGCUCCUUUCCAGUCAAGCCAGAAUAGAGGCAGUUCUGCUUUUCAAUCCAGCCAAAAUAGGGGAAGUUCUGCUUUCCAGUCUAAUCAGAACAGAGGAAGCUCUGGAAGUACCUUCCAGUCUAGCCAAAAUAAAGUCUUCCAGUCCAACCAGAAACAAGGAAAUUCUAAUAUUCAGGUGAAUCAGAAUCAGCGACGACCUUCUUUCCAGGUCAGCCAGGGAGUUUCUUCUCUCCAGUCCAGCCAGAAUCAGGGAACUUCAAUCUCCCAGUCUGGGCAGAGCCAAGGCAGUUUUGGUACCAGCUCUAGGUUCCAGAACCUUGGAUCAACCACUUUCCAAAACCAGAACCAGAACCUUGGGUCUACCACUUUCCAGAACCAAAACCAGAACCUUGAAUCAACCACUUUCCAAAACCAGAACCAGAACCUUGGGUCUACCACUUUCCAGAACCAGAACCAGAACCUUGGGUCUACCACUUUCCAGAACCAGAACCAGAACCUUGGUUCUACCACUUUCCAGAACCAGAACCAGAACCUUGGAUCAACCACUUUCCAAAACCAGAACCAGAACCUUGGGUCUACCACUUUCCAGAACCAGAACCUCGGAUCUACCACUUUCCAGGGUAACCAGGACUUGACUUCUACCGCUUUCCGGAAUGCACAGAACUUCGGUUCCUCCAGUUUCCAGAACAGUCAGAAUCAAGGCUCUACCAGCUUCCAAAACAACCAGAACUUUGAUUCUUCCAGCUUCCAAAAUAAUCAGAAUCUUGGAACUAACAGUUUCCAAAACAAGGCAAGCUUCGGCUCAUCCAAUCUCCAGAACAGUCAAAACACCGGAAGCACCACUUUCCAGGGCAACCAGAACGCUUUCCAAAUCACCGGAGAGCAAAGGCAGCAGCAGAAUUUCCAGAACCAAGGCAUCUCUUCUUUCACUACCAGUCUAGACCAAGGUGGAUCGAAUUUCCAGUCAAACAACCAGUUCCAGACUUCCCAGAUGAGGGAAAUCGCCGGGCACAUCGAGACCGAAGGUGGAGACAGAAUUCUGGGCGUCUUCAAGGCGUUCUUUGUUCCCGUUUCCUCCAGUCUUGCCGAGGGACAGAUUUCCUCUACAUUCACUUGCUCUUCUUUCGGCCAAGGAUAUUACGCAGAUCUUGACAGCAACUGCCAAAUGUUCCACGUGUGUACUCCUGUUCAGGCAAAUGAUGGAACAGCCACUCAGUACCGCUUCACGUUCCGCUGCGGCGAGGGCGAGCGCUUCGACCAGAGCUCCUUCAGCUGCCGGCGCGAAACCUCCCCUGCCUCUUGCUCUUCCUCCUCCGCCUUCUUCAGGAGCAGCAGCCAGGAGACUCAGGGACUCUUCUCUAGGUUCGCUUUCCCCUCUGCCUCCUCCUCUCCUUCUUCUUCUUCCUCCUUCUCUUCUUCCUCCUCCUCCUUCUCUUCAUCUCCCUCCGGUUCCCAGACCUCUCCCCUCUUCGACCACAACAGCGUGUGUUACUUCGCGAACAAUGGCGUUGUUACUGGAGUCCGCAAGUAGGCUCGGAAACCAAAACGAAACAUUAAGACAACACCACCAAGAAAGUCUGAGGAAUUGAAGAACCUUUUCCCUCACAACAGACAAACAAACAAACAACAAAAAAUCAACAAAAAAUAUUCACCUUACAACAACGACGACCAAACGGGUAGCGACGACUUGGGAGACAGAGAAGUAAAGACAAGACGGUUCUUGGAAGAAAAAUCACUACGACCUGAGACGAAGUAGAACGACCUGCCUGUGUUACCAGCCCCUGGCGUGACGUCACGGCGCAACACAACUGAUUUUGCCAAUAAAAAGUGCAUCAGAUA
This is a messenger RNA of Penaeus chinensis, 3386 nucleotides long. Its product is annotated as GATA zinc finger domain-containing protein 14-like. Gene Ontology annotation, cellular component: extracellular region. Gene Ontology annotation, molecular function: chitin binding. The record is from RefSeq and is a predicted model, not a curated record. Bases 1 to 3078 code for a protein of 1025 amino acids. NCBI's taxonomy places the organism in Eukaryota, Metazoa, Arthropoda, Malacostraca, Decapoda, Penaeidae. The transcript is spliced from 11 exons.